Austrofundulus limnaeus is the source of this 5664-nucleotide messenger RNA. RefSeq names its product ATPase phospholipid transporting 11B (gene atp11b). The record is from RefSeq and is a predicted model, not a curated record. Gene Ontology annotation, molecular function: ATP binding; ATPase-coupled intramembrane lipid carrier activity; magnesium ion binding. The coding region runs from base 310 to 3816 and encodes 1168 amino acids. Gene Ontology annotation, cellular component: recycling endosome; plasma membrane; endoplasmic reticulum. Gene Ontology annotation, biological process: phospholipid translocation. NCBI's taxonomy places the organism in Eukaryota, Metazoa, Chordata, Actinopteri, Cyprinodontiformes, Rivulidae. The transcript has 31 exons.
CGCGUGUGUUUGUGUGUACUGUAAAGUGAUCCGUGGCAGGGCAGAGGAGAUGUAGCAGCGCGGAGCUGGUUCGGGACUCCGUGGCCAGCAGCCGUCUCGUCUGUCACUUGAAGCAGCAGAAAGUCAUCAUCUGUCCGACAUUAAAACGCGCCAUGAGAAAGCUUUAACGUCCCGGUUCUCUCGCAGUUUACACCGGACUGUGCCACGCAAUGCGACCGAGAGCAGCUGCUGCUGGAAGGAUACAUUUCGGUGUGGGGACUGGUUUGUUGGAGUAGCUCGUGCUAACGCAGGGCUAACGCCUGCGCGAAGAUGCUGCGGUGGAUACGACAGCAGCUGGGCUUUGACCCGCCUCAUCAAAGUGACACCAGGACAGUUUAUGUAGCAAACCGUUUCCCCCAGCAUGGUCAUUACAUCCCACAGCGCUUUGCAGACAACAGGAUCAUUUCCUCCAAGUAUACGAUUUGGAAUUUUGUACCCAAGAAUUUGUUUGAGCAGUUUAGGAGGAUUGCAAACUUCUAUUUUCUCAUUAUCUUCCUUGUACAGUUAAUGAUAGACACCCCAACUUCUCCAGUCACCAGUGGGCUCCCUCUCUUCUUUGUGAUCACAGUCACUGCUAUAAAACAGGGCUAUGAAGACUGGCUGAGACACAAGGCAGACAACGAGGUUAAUGGAGCUCCAGUGUUUGUGGUUCGCAGUGGAAGUCUGGUACAGACGAGAUCCAAAAAUAUUAGGGUGGGGGACAUUGUCCGCGUAGCUAAAGAUGAGACCUUCCCUGCUGAUCUGGUGUUGCUCUCAUCAGAUCGUGCUGAUGGGACUUGUCACAUCACCACAGCCAGUCUCGAUGGAGAGACCAACCUCAAGACCCAUUUCUCUGUACCAGAGACAUCAGUGUGUCAGUCAGUGACCCAGCUGGAGGCUUUACAGGCUGUAGUGGAGUGUCAGCAGCCAGAAGCUGAUUUGUACAGAUUCGUAGGUCGUAUCACUGUGACUCAACAUGGAGAAGAGAUCGUCAGACCACUGGGUCCAGAGAACCUGCUGCUGCGAGGUGCCAGAUUGAAAAAUACCAAAGAGAUUUUUGGUGUGGCAGUUUACACAGGGAUGGAAUCCAAGAUGGCUCUCAACUAUAAGUGCAAGUCCCAGAAACGCUCCGCAGUGGAGAAGUCAAUGAACUCAUUCCUGAUCAUCUACUUGGUCAUCUUGCUGUUUGAGGCCAUCCUCAGCACCAUUCUGAAAUAUGCCUGGCAGGCUGAAGAGAAAUGGAAUGAACCUUUUUACAAUCAAAAGACUGAACAAGAGAAAAACAGCAGUCCGAUCCUUAAGUUCAUCUCUGACUUCUUGGCGUUUCUGGUCCUCUAUAACUUUAUCAUCCCCAUCUCACUCUACGUCACUGUGGAGAUGCAGAAGUUCUUGGGCUCUUUUUUUAUUGGCUGGGAUUUGGAUUUGUACCACGAGGAAAGUGAUCAGAAAGCUCAGGUCAACACUUCCGAUCUCAAUGAAGAGUUGGGACAGGUAGAGUACGUUUUUACCGACAAGACGGGUACGCUAACAGAAAAUGAAAUGCAGUUCCGUGAGUGCACAAUAAAUGGAGUCAAGUACCGAGAAGUAAAUGGCAAACUGAUACCAGAGGGAAUGACGGAGGAAUCUCCAGAUAGCUCUGCAGCACAUCUGAUGACUGAGGAGUUAUUAUUUCUCAAGGCAGUGUCAUUGUGUCACACUGUUCAGAUCAACUAUGACCAGCCAGACUGCUUGGUGGGAGAUCCGUUUUCCCAUGCCAACGGUUUCUCUUCCAAUAACAUGGAAUACUACGCCUCCUCACCGGAUGAGAAGGCUUUAGUAGAGGCAGCAAAGAGAAUUGGAGUGGCAUUCACAGGCACCAGUGGUGAUACCAUGGAAAUUAAAUCAUUUGGCAAGUUUGAAAAGUACAAACUCCUCCAUGUGUUGGAGUUUGAUCCAAAUCGCAGGAGAAUGAGUGUCAUACUGCAAACUCCUUCAGGAGGUAAAGUGCUUUUCACCAAGGGUGCUGAGUCAGCCAUCUUGCCUUUCACCACAAGUGGAGAGAUUGAAAAGACGAGACUGCACGUAGAUGAGUUUGCCUUGAAAGGUCUGCGGACCCUUGUGGUGGCAUGUCGCCACUUCACUUCAGAGGAGUACGACGAUGUAGACAAGCAUCUAACUGCUGCUCGCACAGCUCUGCAGCAGAGAGAGGAGAAACUACAGGAAGCUUUCAGCUACAUCGAGCGAGAUCUGCAACUCCUGGGAGCAACCGGAGUGGAGGACAAACUUCAAGACAAAGUUCAGGAGACCAUCGAAGCGUUGCGUCUGGCAGGAAUCAAAGUGUGGGUGCUGACGGGAGACAAACACGAGACAGCGGUUAGCGUCAGCUUGUCCUGUGGCCACUUCCACAGAACCAUGAACAUCUUGGAGCUUCUGCAACAACACUCCGAUAAUGAGUGUGCCGAGCAACUCCGUAGGCUGGACAGAAGGAUAAAAGACGACCACGUCAUUCAGCAUGGGUUGGUUGUAGACGGAGCCAGUUUGUCUCUAGCACUGAGGGAACAUGAGAAGCUCUUCAUGGAAGUGUGUAAAAAUUGCUCAGCUGUGUUGUGCUGCCGCAUGGCCCCGCUGCAAAAGGCCAAGGUGGUGCGACUUUUGAAGACGUCUCCAGAAAAGCCAAUCACCUUGGCUGUUGGGGAUGGAGCAAAUGAUGUCAGUAUGAUACAAGAAGCUCAUGUGGGCAUAGGUAUCAUGGGGAAGGAGGGUCGUCAGGCCGUGAGAAACAGCGACUAUGCAAUUGCUAGGUUUAAGUUCCUGGCUAAACUUCUGCUGGUCCACGGUCACUUCUACUACAUUCGAAUAGCUACGCUUGUACAGUACUUUUUCUACAAGAAUGUGUGUUUUAUCACGCCACAGUUUUUAUACCAGUUCUUCUGUUUGUUUUCACAACAAACUCUGUAUGACAGUGUUUACCUGACACUGUACAACAUCUGCUUCACCUCGCUGCCCAUCCUGGUGUACAGUCUGUUUGAGCAGCUGGUCCACCCCCAUGUCCUGCAGAGUAAACCUGCUCUGUACAGAGAUAUUAGCAAGAACUCGCUGCUGUCUUUUGGGACAUUCUUGUACUGGACUCUGUUGGGCUUUUGUCAUGCAUUCGUCUUCUUCUUUGGGUCCUAUAUACUGAUGGGAGAAGACACAACACUCAUGGGCAAUGGACAGAUCUUGCGAGCUAACAGGCAGCUGAUGUUUGGGAACUGGACUUUUGGAACCCUUGUCUUCACUGUUAUGGUCAUCACUGUCACAUUAAAGCUUGCAUUAGAAACUCAUUUUUGGACCUGGAUGAACCAUUUUGUGACGUGGGGCUCCAUAGCUUUUUACUUCAUAUUCUCCCUCUUCUAUGGAGGCAUCAUCUGGCCCUUCCUGCACACCCAGGACAUGUACUUUGUCUUUGUCCAGCUGCUGUCCAGUGGUUCUGCCUGGUUCGCCAUCAUUAUCAUCAUCAUCACCUGCCUCUUUCCUGAUGUACUUAAGAAGGUCAUGUACAGACACCUGAAGCCCACCAGCACACAGAAGAGUCAGUCUCUAUCAGCCUCCCAGACGCAGGCCCUCAGCUGUGUGGAGUCCCUGUGCUGCUACCAACAUGGGCAAAGCGGCUGUUCCCGCCUGGCCCAGCUCCUGGAACAAAUGACCGGACAGUGCAAGGCUAGCAUCAACAAUUGCCACGCAUCCAGCCGCUUCAACAGGUCUUGGAGCGAUACAGAGAACUUCUACUCAAACGAUCGCAGCAUCCUGACGCUGUCGCCCAUYGAAGCCAGCUGCUGACUCCCUGGGACAUGAACUUGAACUCGCAUCUGGGAGGGGGCAUGCAACUCGGUUACAGAUUAUAAUCACACUCCGGCCUCCCCACCAACACCAUUUUAUGAUAAACUCAGUGGAUAUUCUAUAAGAUUGGGAUAAGGAGGUGAAGGAUUCAUCUCCAUGCUACAGCCUGCUUUAUCCGUUACCUCCUCCUGGGCCUGAGUGCACGAUUUCUUAGCAGGGCCAAGAAGAAGAUCAGACGGGAGCCACAACAGGAAAGGAAAUGAAACGAGUCGACCUGUUUCAACAUUUCUGGUGUUGCAGCRUUUAUCAAAGAUGCAAUCAGGACACGAGCAGGAAAUGUCAGAUUCCAAGUCUGCAAGUCCCAUGAAGCAAUCUGAAAACCCAUUUUUAAAAGUMUUCAGUCGUUUAUCUGUGACCCCCUCACAAAGCUUUUUAUUUUUCCAUAGAUCAGCUGCCAAACUUCUGUGGGGAGGGGGCGUCUUCUGCAUCUGGCAGGAAAUAGACCGAAGUAGAAUUUUCAGAUUUUUCUCUAUUUUUUCUUACAGAUGUUUGCUAAUGUCAGAUCAGUUCUGUUAAACAGACUGUAAAGUAAACCAGUUGAAAUGGUUUGGUAAUUUAUGUAGCCUUUGAAGGUCCAACGUGGACAACAUCCUGAAAACGUCUGAGAGACAUCAGCUAAAGCUAAAGCUAAACAUCCAGCUGCUUCCAGUGCAGCCGUCUGCCCCGCAGCUGCACUUGUUUCAUUCAGAUGGAAAGAAAACGGAUAGUCCUGUAGCAUCCAGAAGUUCUGCUGAGACCCACAGCUGUACCUGGACCUCUGCAAUGGUACCAAAGACCAACGGAUGAAGGCUGAAAUUUCAAAGUGUUUAUUUUUGUGCCUGAUUGUAAAGAAGCUUAUAUUGUUAAAAAAGAAAAAAGACUUGUUUUUGUUUGUGCUGCUUUCUCGUCUCCUUGUUCAGCCGUCUGUCUCACCUGGUGGGGAGCUCUAAAAGAGGCAGARCGUUUAAAAAGCCAUACAUUUUGAAGAGGUUAUAUUAUUGAUAAAUAUGAACAAAUAGUGACGGUACUGCAGAUUGUUGUUUUGAGCCUGUUGUUGUUUUGUAUUUGUUCCCUGUAAAUGCCUUUUCUUCAUCAGCCUGACGACCAAAAGCCUCUCGGCGUUACAGACCGUCGUGGCCGAGGAUUGUUUGUAGUCCCAAAGCAGAAUAAAUAUAUUGAUUUUUAUAACAUUAAAACAAAAAUACUGAUGGGAGAAGAAAAAUUACCAGUUGACUAAAAGCUAUCCAUSGAGGUAAAUGCUUUAAUUUAGUUUUAUUUGCACAAAGAUGGCUUUAAUGUUGAGAAGCUUUUCUAAACUCCUGGCUGAUGUAUUUUUGACCCAGACAGCAGAAUGUUCACGUUCAGAAGACAAACAUGAUCUACCUUUUUAAGCAAAGAGGAAAAGCAGAGCKUUUGCACAAGUCACAUAUCAAAAUCACAACUUCUCGGCUGUCAUUUCCUCUGAGAAAAAAAAAAAUCAUAAUCAUCUGUCAUUGAAGUCAUUCAAGUCAUGUUUUUUGCUGUUGCAUUGUUUUUGCAGUGUGUUUCUGCUGUCCGUGUGUGUGUCUGUCUGUGUGUGUGUCGAAGGUUUUCUGUUGGUUGAAGUAGCUCUGUGGCCACGUGCAGCCUAAAGGUCACAGAUCAGGUUUAGCAGCUCUUGAAGAUUACCGAUAGUUGUUUGACGUUUCCAGCUAGACGAGCGUUUUAAACUCGACACCAACACUGAACAUGUGCAGAUUAGAUGUGAAGUUUUCGGAUGUGUCUGUUGCACGAUUAAAGAUUUUCCACUGCAGCUCCAGACUGAAUCAG